Messenger RNA from Harpegnathos saltator (Jerdon's jumping ant), 2968 nucleotides. RefSeq names its product glutamate receptor ionotropic, kainate 2. The record is from RefSeq and is a predicted model, not a curated record. Gene Ontology annotation, cellular component: membrane. Gene Ontology annotation, molecular function: ligand-gated monoatomic ion channel activity; signaling receptor activity. Bases 200 to 2968 code for a protein of 922 amino acids. The transcript has 17 exons. Gene Ontology annotation, biological process: monoatomic ion transport. Lineage: Eukaryota; Metazoa; Arthropoda; Insecta; Hymenoptera; Formicidae.
CUGAAAGGCUCAGUCCGAACGCGAGACGACUCCGUUCAUGUUCAUUUUGAUCGCUCUUCGCUUCAUUUUUCUUGUCGAAUCUGUGCUUCUCCCUAUACCUCCUUUUAUUUUCUGAGUAACAUCCAUUCGCAUCUUCGCAUCAUAGAAGAAAACAAAUAUUAAUACACACUUGUACCAACGGAAGAGGACGUUCUUAGCGAUGAAUCCACAAUGUCGUUUCUUUUCCACCGUUUUGACUUUAUUUAUACUAACGACACAGAGCCAUGGUAUUGCACGACCGAUUAAAAUUGGUGCGAUCUUUCACAGAGGUGACGAGGAUUACAUCUCCGCGUUCCAAAGAGCAAUCGCCGAGACAAGGUACGAAUAUCUCGCACCCGCGUUCGAACUCAUCCCUGUCAUCAAACACAUAGAUGCUGAUACCGACAGUUUCAAUACUGCUGCUAAAGUUUGCGAACUGCUGGAAGAAGGCGUGGCAGCUAUUUUUGGACCCGCGAGCCCGCAUACUCGUGGAAUAGUUGCCAGCACUGCGGCGCGAUACGACAUACCGCACAUCGAAUAUGUUUGGCGAGAGAAUGAAGGAUUGCGUGCAGAUCCGAUUGCCAAGAGUCCAUCGUCGAUGACCAUAAAUGUGUUCCCGGAUAAUGAAAUGAUUAGCCAAGCUAUCGCUGACAUUGUCGAGUCGAUGCAAUGGCGAAACUUUGCGGCGAUUUACGAAAACGACGACGGUUUAUCGCGUAUACAGAAGACUUUGACGCUGAAACGAACCAAGGACAAUCCUAUUACGAUACGGCAACUCGGCAAAGGAUCGGAUUAUCGUCCGAUCCUCAAGGAGAUAAAUUCCUUGUCAGUUUGCAAUAUAAUCAUCGAUAUCGAGCCGCAGAAGCUCAUUCAUGUUCUCAAUCAAGCGAAAGAAGUCAAACUACUUUCAGAUUACUGCAAUUUCAUCAUAACAUAUCUGGAUUCGUCCAAACUUCCUAUUCUCGAGGUGCGCAAUGGUACUACCGCCAACAUUACCGGCCUCAGUUUGAGGGAGAACGAUGUAGAAGGAAUCAACUGGUUGAACUCGGCGGUUCUCUACGACGCGGUAUUCCUGCUGAAUAAAGCGCUGGAGACUCUGAAUGCGAGGAAUGUUGAUAACGACGAGCCUAUUGUCAUUGAACCCAUGCCACUUUCUUGCAACGAUGGCAAGAGGUAUCAAGCGGGUCAAAACAUCACCAGCGCUAUGCGAGAGUUAUCCAAAAUAGGGAAGAUAACAGGCACAAUGAGCAUUGACGAAUACGGUCGUCGGCGAAACUUCAACGUCCGCAUAUUGGACUUUCGGCAGCCUGGUAUCGUGGAAACGGGCUUCUGGGAUCCGGACGGUCUGCAUUUUAUUCGAACCGAGCAGGAACUCGAAAGCUACUUGAAUAAAUCCGUUCAAGAAAAGAUGUUCAGAAUUUCCACCAGACUGGGUGCACCUUACGUGAUGGAAGUGACCGAUGGAUCGACACGAGGAAUAAUGAUCGAUCAGAAGCGCUACGAAGGUUAUUGCAUCGAUCUGAUCGAAGAAAUAGCGCAGCAUUUAAAGUUUCAGUACAAAUUUGAACUGGUGCCGGACGGCCAAUACGGCAACUUCAACCCUAAAACGAAAACCUGGAACGGUUUGAUCAGGCGUCUUCUGGAUCGUGAAGCUGAUCUGGCGAUAUGCGAUCUUACUAUAACGUAUCAACGCGAGUCUGCCGUGGAUUUCAGCAUGCCGUUUAUGAAUUUAGGUAUCAGCAUUUUGUUCAGCAAACCGGAGGAAAAGGUACCGGAUCUUUUUUCAUUCUUGUCACCCUUAUCCGCGGAUGUCUGGAUUUAUAUGGCGACCGCUUAUCUCGCCGUGUCGAUAAUGCUGUUCCUUCAAGCGAGAAUGGCACCCGGCGAGUGGGAUAAUCCGCAUCCGUGUAAUGCGGAUCCUGAAGAAUUGGAAAACAACUUCAAUUUAAAAAAUUCAAUGUGGCUGACUAUUGGUUCUCUCAUGCAGCAAGGAUCCGAUAUCUUGCCCAAGGCGCCGUCGAUUCGAAUGCUCGCGAGUAUGUGGUGGUUUUUUACGUUGAUAAUGAUAUCCUCCUACACAGCGAAUCUAGCCGCCUUCCUCACUGUGGACAAAAUGGACACGCCUAUUAAAGGUGUCGAAGAUUUGGCCAAACAGACCAAAAUCAAAUACGGGUCCAUCGUUGGAGGUUCGACGUCGAAUUUCUUUCGGGAUUCCAAUUAUUCAACGUACAAACGAAUGUGGGCUGUAAUGACGGAAAAUAGACCUAGUGUAUUCACGGAUAGCAAUGACGAAGGUGUCGAUCGAGUUAUCAAGAGCAAGCGAACAUAUGCAUUUCUAAUGGAAUCCACCUCUAUCGAAUACCGAAUGGAAAGAAAUUGUGAAAUUGAAAAAGUCGGAGGACUCCUCGACAACAAAGGCUAUGGCAUAGCCUUACCGCGCAAUUCUCCGUAUAGGACGCCAAUCAGCGGCGCAAUCCUGACACUGAGUGAAAAAGGCACGUUGAGCGCGUUGAAGAAAAAGUGGUGGCAAGAAAUGGGCGGUGGAUUAUGCAAAAAGGACGACACGGAAAAAACCGUCAAUACGAGUGAAUUAGGUUUGCCUAAUGUUGGCGGCGUCUUCCUCGUUCUCAUGUGCGGCUGCGGCGCGUCGUUCAUUAUUGCUAUCUGCGAAUUCCUCUGGAAUAUACGAAAAGUUGCAGUAAGGGAGAAAAUCACACCACGGGAGGCGUUAAUGGCAGAGCUGAAAUUUGCUGUGAACGUAUGGGCCGUGACAAAACCAGUUAAAAUCGCCAAGACUAACAGCGGCACGAGUUCUGUGGAAGGUGGCCUUAAUGGUAGGGGAUCUACAGCUCGGUCCAUUGUCGGCUCCUUUUUACGUCUCGACAUGCUCGAUAAAUUUGACAAGGAUCACAACACAAACAACCGCAGCAACGAUCGUAAGAUUAAUUGA